AUGCUCGCCGACCCCGCUAAGUUCGAGGAGUGGGCCAGUAAUCUCUUCCGACAGGGCGCUGACCGACGCCGAGCUGCCAUCGACCUGGCCCGUCAGAGCGGCCGUCUCCCGCCUCCGCAAGCUCGCGCGCAGUCUCAGUCUCAGCACCGCAAGAUCCAGCUCUGGAACCCGAUCAGCAAACGCUCGGUGCUCACCCGCGCGAAGACGAGCGUCGGGGCAGUGACGGGGCCGGCCGAGAGAUUGCAGGAGUUCGUGGAACGCUGGCAGCCCGUCUUCCAAGGCAAGAACGCGGACGCUGCGAAGGCGGAGAGCUACCUUGACCACUUCGCGUCCAAGAUCGACUUCCACAGGUGCAAGCCCCCAGACUACGACGCGCUCAAGAGACUCGCGAGCAGCUUCGCAGCGAGGCUCAUCCACCAUCGCAACUUCGGCCACAACAUCUUCGAGCUGGACGUCGAGAGCGGCAUCGCGUCCGCCGACCCCGACGCCAUGGCCAAGCUGCCCGUGCUGGCGUCGCUGGACAUAGCGCAGGCUUUUCCAAGCUUCGCGCACCAGUUCAUCCGCCCCGCGCUGAAGGCCACGGGCGUUCCCGGGGCACUCCUGAACAUCUUCGACGCGGUGUGCCACGACGUCCUCGCGAUGGCCCCAUGCGCUAGCAAGUGCAUCCCGCUCUGCAUCCGAUCGGGCAUCGUCCAGGGCUGCGGGUGGAGUGGCACGCUCUACGCGAUGGGCAACGCUUGCUUCCUCCUCGACCUAGAGAAGACGCUCGAGCUCAGGGGCCCCGUAGACGACGAGCUCGCACUCAAGCUGCGCGACGCCCUGAUCGCGAUUUCGCCCUUCAGCCAGGAGUUCAGCAUCUGCGACCGCCUGACCAAUCUCGGGCCCCUCCUGGGCCCCAGGGCGACCGGGAGCCUGAUCUACGCGA
Molecule: messenger RNA, 925 nt
Organism: Prorocentrum cordatum
Lineage: Eukaryota; Dinophyceae; Prorocentrales; Prorocentraceae
Source: the annotation of a GenBank genome assembly